UGAUUUUUUGGUUGUUCGGCUGACAUGCAAUUGGGAUGUUGCAAUAAUAAACAAUAGAGAAUUGUCGUGCUUGCUUCAUUAUUCAGUAGCUAAUAGUAGUGAGCUUUGUUAAGGGACCGUUUAAAAACUUCCUUAAUUAUUUUAUUCGUUUUAUUGGAAAACAAUAAAACCAAAAUAAUCAUACACGUAUGGCGUCAAGUUCGAAAGCAUAUGGUGCGGCCGUGGUCUGCCCGUACCAUCCCGAUGCAACUCUCAUUGAAGACUACAGGGCAGGUGAUAUGAUCUGUGCAGAUUGUGGUCUUGUAGUUGGAGACAGAGUGAUUGAUGUUGGGUCCGAGUGGAGAACAUUUAGCAACGAGAAAGCUGAUAGUGAUCCUUCUCGUGUUGGUGCCGCAGAAAAUCCUUUACUGAAUGGUAGUGAUCUAUCUACAGUUAUUGGAAGAGGAACUGGUGAUGCAAGUUUUGAUGAAUCAGGAAUUGCUAAAUAUCAGAACAGAAGAACUAUGAGCAGUUCUGAUCGUGCAUUGAUCAAUGCAUUCAGGGAGAUAAGCAAUAUGGCAGACAGAAUUAAUUUGCCUAAGACAAUUGUGGAUCGAGCAAAUAGUUUAUUCAAACAAGUUCAUGAUGGGAAGACUCUCAAAGGCCGCAGUAAUGAUGCGAUUGCGUCAUCAUGUGUUUACAUUGCCUGUAGGCAGGAAGGUGUCCCAAGGACUUUUAAAGAAAUAUGUGCUGUAUCCAAAGUGUCUAAAAAAGAAAUUGGGCGCUGUUUUAAGCUCAUUUUGAAAGCCUUAGAGACAAGUGUAGAUCUUAUUACCACUGGGGAUUUCAUGUCAAGGUUUUGCUCCAAUCUGGGCUUGCCUACCAGCGUUCAGAAAGGAGCCACUUAUAUUGCUCGCAAAGCUGUCGAGCUGGAUAUUGUUCCUGGACGAAGUCCGAUAUCCGUGGCAGCUGCAGCUAUUUAUAUGGCCUCACAGGCAUCAGAAGAGAAAAAGUCUCAAAAAGAAAUUGGAGAUAUUGCUGGAGUAGCCGAUGUCACCAUAAGGCAGUCUUACAAACUCAUGUAUCCGAGGGCACAAGAACUUUUCCCCGAAGACUUCAAAUUUUUUACGUCAAUUGAGAAUUUGCCCCAGCUGUGAAAUAUGUUAUCUACCACCCAAAUUUUUAAUCUGGGUCAGAACUGUGGAAAGUGGAAACUUUUCAUUUUCUGAAAGAACUAUGCAAAAUAUUGCUGGACUUCAGUAUUAGGGAAAUCAGAGGGCAUUUCCUCACUGUUCAGUAAUUUCUAUCUAUGCAUUAAAAGUGUAAAGUAACUACUUUAAAGUAGAUGAUAAUGUGUUCACAUACAUGCACAUUUUUUUGGAUAAGGUUUUUAUUAUUCUUUCCAUUAAAAUUGCUAAGUCAUUGAAGUGACAAGUAUUGCUGUAAAACUUGUGAGUAGUAUUUUUAUGAUACAUAGUAAGAUGGAGAACAGUUGUAAAUAUUUUUUGAUAAAGUUGUUCAAUUUUGAAUGAAAUAAACUUAAAUUUCAAUUUCAUGAGUUAUAAUAAUCUAGAUAUUACAUACAGCAAUUUUCUCAAUUUUUUUUUACAAAUUUGUACACAUAAAAUAUUUGUUAUGGAGAAACGUAAAAUGCCAUUGUGAUGCGUGAAAUAAUUUUUAGAUCAUAUUAAUAAAAAACUAGUGUUCAAAAAAAAAAAAAUACAGACAUGUUUCAAGGUUAAUAAGAACCCUUUUUUAAAUGAGAAAAAGAAAAAGCAAGUGAAGGUUGCAACAUUCGUUAUUAGCUUUUUGUUUUGACAGCCAUAAGCUCACAUUUUUUUGUAUUAAAAAAAUCAUUCCUUGGAACUCUGAAACAGGACGACAUUUUUUUGCAAGUUUCCUUUCACUUUUUCGCAGGAAGCUUUUUAUUCAUUAAGAUUUCGUUUUUUCUUUCUUCAGUGAGUAUUUGCUUUAUAUGUAUAAGGUAACUGAUAAACUCUGGUGAAUGCUCAUUUCUGUGAGAAAAUGUCAUCUUAAAUGAGAGCCGUGUGCAAGUUAGGUGUUUCACCUGCACAAAGAAACAAGUUCUGUGUGUGAAAAUUAUUAAAUCAUUUAUUUUUUAGUGCAAAAAUCUAUUUUAUUUAUUUUUAACAAGCAUAGAAAGAUUUUGAUCUUUUGCUGAUGCAAACAGAGUUUUCAACCAAAGCAAUUAGAGUCUAUUUUAUGGCAUAUACCAAUAAAGAAUUUAUGAAGUUGAUUGGUACGUUUGAAAACAGUAUAAGGCGUUUAUGUCUACCUGAUAGAAUCAAAAACUAGAGUUACCCUGCAAAUGAAUUAAUUAUUUGCCAAAAUAUUGGAAGCUUUUACGUUAAGCAUGUGUGUAAGAUGCUUCAUGUUAUCUUAAUAUUUUAUGAUAAACUGAGAAAUAAAUUUAAAAAAAAAAAAAAAAACGCAACUUGCUCUACUUUCUCUCCUUUUGUUCAAAAUGUUGCACAUAAUAUACAUGUGAGGCAGUGAGAAGCAAAGGGAUGCAAGAGGACUAUUUUAAUUUUCGAGUAAAACGCGUUUGAAGAUCAGAUCCUAGGUAGGCUUUCAUUAAAAUUUUUUCUAAAUCAUGCUGUACAGCAGCACCUACCAGGGAUACUAGUACAAUCUCUAGCCCCAAGACAGAGGAGAGGUUCACUUACCAUUUGUACUGGUUACCUCCAAAUUUUUAAUUUUGCCACUUGCAUCCCUUUGCUUCUCUCAUUACCUCAUGUUUAAAAUAAAGUAUUCAUAUGUUAAAUAUAUUUGCAUAUUGUUUGACCUUUUUUCAAAAAUGAGCUGAAAUAUUUUCUUCCAUUGCUUUCAUGCAGGUUAAUGCAUUUUUUUCUUCACUUUUUGUGUAAUGAAUUGUAAUACUGAAAAGAAAAUGGUCUAUUAUAUCAUUAACAUUCAUAUGUUUAUCACUUGUUAAAUAUCAGAUCAGUGCCUUUUCAUUGUAUAAAUUAUUAAAAGUAUUUGUAGAUGCAAGUCACUGAGGGAUGAUUAUUCCUUUACAUACUUGAUAACAAUUUUUGAACAGUUUUCUUAAUGACAUAACCUGUUCUGUGAAGCAGUUUUAGAGUCAAUUUUGAAUUAUAUUUAUUAUUUUGCGCAUUUUUUUUUAAAUGUAUGUAACUAAUGUUCCUUUUCAUGAAAUAUAGACUAUUUGGAUAAAUAGGUAUGAAAAUGCCAAUGCAAAUGAAAGUACAAAUAAAGUCAGGUAAAACAAAUUGCCCUUUUGACGAUAUACUUUUGUAUCACUAUGUAACUUUAAGACACAAGAAAAUUUGUUCAUCUUGCGCUUCUGUGUUUUUUAUUAUUUUUUAAAAAAAAUUUCUUUGAUUUAAAUAAA
This is a messenger RNA of Uloborus diversus, 3355 nucleotides long. RefSeq names its product transcription initiation factor IIB-like (gene TfIIB). Gene Ontology annotation, molecular function: RNA polymerase II general transcription initiation factor activity; TBP-class protein binding. The transcript has 10 exons. NCBI's taxonomy places the organism in Eukaryota, Metazoa, Arthropoda, Arachnida, Araneae, Uloboridae. Gene Ontology annotation, cellular component: transcription preinitiation complex; nucleus. The record is from RefSeq and is a predicted model, not a curated record. Bases 189 to 1136 code for a protein of 315 amino acids. Gene Ontology annotation, biological process: transcription initiation at RNA polymerase II promoter; transcription preinitiation complex assembly.